AUGUGGUUGCAGCAGUGUGGUUCCUUCAGGGUUGGGAAUGAGCAUGGAUACGAGGAGUUAGGGGACAAGGAAUUGCUACGGCCAGCGAGGAGGACGGGCUCUGGACUGUGCGAGGGUGGUCUCUCGCUCACUCGAGAUCACAUGCCAAAUGCGACCGUCUCAUCGUGGUAUCACCGAGACGGACACUGAGAAUGGAAGAAUCAAGCAGAGAGCGAGAGAGAUAGAGAGAGACAGCAUGAAGAAAAAAAAUC
Molecule: messenger RNA, 251 nt
Organism: Gaeumannomyces tritici R3-111a-1
Lineage: Eukaryota; Fungi; Ascomycota; Sordariomycetes; Magnaporthales; Magnaporthaceae
Exons: 3
Coding region: 1-189 (62 amino acids)
Source: RefSeq, a predicted model, not a curated record